AUGGCGUUGAAGCGAAUCAACAAGGAGCUCGCAGACCUCGGUCGCGACCCCCCUUCAUCAUGCUCUGCUGGCCCCGUCGGUGAGGAUCUGGUAAGCAUCUACCCCGCCCCUCCCGAUAAGCGCCCGAUUUCGCCCCGGCUGAAGCGCCGGGCAGUCUUGGAGCCUCACGGGUCCGAAAGGAGGACAUCAUUACUGACUAUGCGAUGGCAGUUCCACUGGCAAGCGACUAUCAUGGGUCCUAGCGACUCACCAUACUCCGGCGGCGUCUUCUUCCUGGCUAUCCACUUCCCCACAGACUACCCCUUCAAGCCCCCGAAGGUCAACUUCACCACGCGCAUCUACCACCCCAACAUCAACUCGAACGGCAGCAUCUGCCUGGACAUUCUGCGAGACCAGUGGAGCCCUGCUCUGACCAUCUCAAAAGUCCUGCUGUCGAUCUGCUCCAUGCUGACCGACCCCAACCCCGACGACCCGCUCGUUCCCGAGAUUGCGCACGUGUACAAGACCGAUCGCGCCCGCUACGAGGCCACUGCCCGGGAGUGGACCCGGAAGUAUGCCAUCUAG
Thyridium curvatum is the source of this 564-nucleotide messenger RNA. RefSeq lists its product as uncharacterized. The record is from RefSeq and is a predicted model, not a curated record. Bases 1 to 564 code for a protein of 187 amino acids. Gene Ontology annotation, molecular function: ubiquitin conjugating enzyme activity. Gene Ontology annotation, cellular component: nucleus. Lineage: Eukaryota; Fungi; Ascomycota; Sordariomycetes; Thyridiales; Thyridiaceae. Gene Ontology annotation, biological process: ubiquitin-dependent protein catabolic process; protein polyubiquitination. The transcript has 4 exons.